GUUAUAGAGUCGAUUGAUUGAGUAUAUGCAGAACAAUAGCAUGAAUCCCAUUUCAAUGGAAGACCUUUUAACUGAAAAAGACGGCUCACUUCCCAAAGCCGUAAUCAUUCAAGGGGUCCAAGGAAUAGGCAAGUCGACUUUUGCUUGGAAGUUUUGUAGAAAAUGGGCCAAAGGAAAAAUCUAUCAGCAGUAUGACCUGGUUGUUUUGUUGCGCAUGCGUGAUACAAGAGUGAGAAAAGCAACCAAACUUGGCAAUCUCUUCUUUUCAGAAGAUGCCUGUUUUUUUAAGAAAGUAGCAAUGCAAGCAGUUUCUAACGGUGGAAAGGGCAUUCUUAUCCUGAUGGAAGGAAUAGACGAACUUCCUGCUUCUUGUUUAGCUGAUGGCAUGCCUCUUUCUAACUUGCUUCAAGGUGAAUCUCUUCCAGAAGUUACCAUCAUAGUAACCAGUAGACCCUGGGCUGUGCAGACACUUGAGGAAGAGUGUGGGGAUCAGAUUUCUCGACAGGUGGAAAUCUUGGGCUUCACAAGAGAAGACAUCUUGAGGUACGUUUCGCAUGCUUUUACUGGGGAGGAAAAGACAGAGUUCUUAGAGUACCUCCGCUCCCACCCUCAGCUGGAGUCCAUCAUGCACAUCCCACUGAAUGCCGCCUUUGUUGUUCAGAUCUACAAACAAUUUCGUCGUUCUCAGCAAGCUAUUCCUAGCACUUUGACCCAGCUCUACACAGCUCUUGUUGAGGGUCUCUUGCUCCGCUAUACCAAGUCAAUUCCUGAGUUUUGUGCUCUCAAAUUUAUCUGUCUUUCAAGCUUACCAGAACCAAUACAAACAUAUUUCCAUCAGCUUUGCUUACUAGCUUUCAUGAGUUUUACCAAGUUGACUUUUCAAGUCACUUUCACCGAUUCAGAGGCAGCCUUGUACGAGUGUUUUGAUUUCCUGGGUCUCAUGCAGUCCUCAACUGAACUCUCAAUAAACACUAGUACCACUGUAUCCCACAGCUUUCUGCAUUUCACCAUCCAGGAGUUCCUAGCAGCUUACCAUCUCUCUAAACAGCCGUCCCAAGUGCAAGAGCUGUUUUUGGAAGUUCACAGCAAAGAUCCACAAUUUUCAAUGCUUAUCACAUUUCUGGUUGGAUUGAACAGCAGCGUUCUGCAUUAUUUUACGCUACCAUAUACAGAUUCAGAGUGUCAAGAUUUGUCCACAUUUCACUUGCACUUGUUGUAUGAAACACAAUCACCUAAGGAUGUAUGCAAGUUCUUAGGAAGUAAGACCGUGAGGCAUUGUCCUACCCUAACAAGUACAUCACUUGACCUACAUGCAUUAUCAUAUUGUCUUUGCUCCAGCGAUUGCAAUUGGUAUCUAAUAAUCAGUCUGCGAAACUUAUCAACACUAUGUUCAAUGUCGAUGAUUUUUGUGAGGGGCACAUAAUGGGCCUGGUAAUUAGAGAUGCCUCUGCACGUAACCUUCAAUUAUUCUUUUCUCUUCCCAAGCGUCUCUUUUCAAACUUGUAUGAAUUAGAAGUUAGAGAUUGUGAACCUGUUGGUUCUGUUGUAGACAUCUUAAAUGACGGCCAGUUAACGAACUUGAAACAAUUUUGCUUUGUGAGCAAACGUGUACAUGCAUCAUUAACAUUGAUGUUUGAAAGUCUAAUCACUUCUCACCCAAAACUUGUUCACAUUGGAAUCGAAAGCACUGUAAUCUCCUCUUCUGAUAUGGUAGGAUUAUGCAAAUACAUGACUUCUCGCUCUGGCUCACCUGAGCUUACAGUAGCUCUUAUGCAAAACAGUAUUAAAUACGAGUCCUUUCGUUUACUGAUUAGUACUGUUGCAUUUUCAAAGGUUCUUACCCAUUUGGAUAUUUCUUUAAACAAUCUCUCAAUAGAAAUAUUAGAAAUGCUGUCAGUUGCUCUUUCUGCUAAUUUAUCUUUGAAAACAUUAGGAGUGUAUGAUUGUUCAAUCCAUGGUGAAGGAGCUGAAUUACUAUCCAAUGGACUGGAGUUGAAUCAAAGCCUCCUCGGAUUGGAUCUUAGCCGUAAUCACAUAAAUAUGAAUGGAGCGGCUGCCCUGGCUUCAAUGCUUACUGUGAACACUUCACUAAAAAUUCUUCGCCUUUCACACAAUAAACAAAUUGGUCAUGUGGGAGCUCUAAGACUGAUCAGUGCACUGCAAGAUGACAACAAGACUCUUGAAACACUUAGCCUCCCUGCAGAAUGUGAGCCAAUUGAAUAUGGAUCAAUCUUAAUGGAUGAUACGAAAUAGUGGUCGUAUAAAAUUUAUCGAUAAUACAAGUUCAACAUCGAACACAAUAGCACACAAUUUUACAUCAUUAGACAUAUGGCCUUAUCUAUAGUGAACACUCUAUUCCACUUUUAUCAUCAUGUUUAAAAUCCUCGUGCAUGUAAUCGAUUAUAUUUCCUAUUUUGUAUAUAAAUUAUGGAGGGCCCAUUUGGGUCAAAAAUAA
Halichondria panicea is the source of this 2455-nucleotide messenger RNA. Its product is annotated as NACHT, LRR and PYD domains-containing protein 6-like. Lineage: Eukaryota; Metazoa; Porifera; Demospongiae; Suberitida; Halichondriidae. Bases 26 to 1423 code for a protein of 465 amino acids. The record is from RefSeq and is a predicted model, not a curated record. The transcript has a single exon.